Alternaria atra is the source of this 2850-nucleotide messenger RNA. RefSeq lists its product as uncharacterized. Bases 1 to 2850 code for a protein of 949 amino acids. Lineage: Eukaryota; Fungi; Ascomycota; Dothideomycetes; Pleosporales; Pleosporaceae. Gene Ontology annotation, cellular component: mRNA cleavage and polyadenylation specificity factor complex. The transcript is spliced from 2 exons. The record is from RefSeq and is a predicted model, not a curated record. Gene Ontology annotation, molecular function: RNA binding. Gene Ontology annotation, biological process: mRNA 3'-end processing by stem-loop binding and cleavage.
AUGUUCAACUUUACUCCUCUUCUGGGCGCGCAGAGCUCGUCGCCAGCGUCGCAGUCAUUGCUAGAGUUCGAUGGAGGCAUACAGAUCUUGAUCGAUGUUGGUUGGGACGAGGAUUUCAGCGUAGAGAAGCUUAAAGAAAUUGAGAGACAUGUCCCCACCCUGUCCUUCAUCCUACUUACUCACGCGACCACUGCGCAUCUCGGAGCCUACGUACACUGUUGCAAGAACUUCCCUUUGUUCACACGAAUACCCGUCUACGCGACAAACCCCGUUAUAUCUCUCGGCCGAACGCUACUACAAGACUUGUACGAAUCCACGCCGCUUGCAUCAUCGAUAAUCCCCGCCGAAGCCCUCAGCGAGUCCGCAUACUCCUUCUCUUCGGCACUGAAGGGCGGGAAGAAUCCUAACAUUCUUCUUCAAGCGCCUACGUCGCAAGAAAUUGCCGAUUACUUCGCCCGCAUCAACCCCCUUCGAUACUCGCAACCACAUCAGCCUAUUCCUUCACCUCAUUCGCCUCCACUCAACGGUCUAACAAUCACCGCAUACAGUGCUGGGCACACUUUAGGAGGUUCAAUAUGGCACAUACAGCAUGGUAUGGAGUCGGUCGUCUAUGCCGUCGACUGGAACCAGGCUAGGGAGCAUGUCCUCUCUGGAGCUGCUUGGCUUGGAGGACCCGGCACUGGUGGCUCUGAAGUCUUGGAACAAUUGCGUCGUCCAACUGCCUUGAUCUGCAGUAGCAAGAACACCGGUAUGGUUAAGGUGGCCAGAUCGCCCAACAAGCGAGACGAAGCCCUCCUUGAGAUGAUCCAGGAUACAGUAGCCAAGGGUGGAACCGUACUGAUCCCAUCUGACUCAAGUGCACGUAUACUUGAACUGGCAUAUCUCCUUGAAGAGACAUGGGAGCGGGAGGCAACAAACACGGAGGGUGUCGGUGCACUACGAAGCGCAAAAGUCUACCUAGCGAGUAGGACGGGUGGUGCAACAAUGCGCUACGUGCGGAGUAUGUUGGAGUGGAUGGAGGAGGGCAUUGUGAAGGAAUUUGAAGCCAGCGCUGCCGAUCAAGAUCGAAGGAAUAAGAACGGAAAAGAAGAAGAUCGAGCGAGAGUCCCGUUCGACUUCAAGCACAUAACGUUGGUCGAGCGUAAGACACGUGUAGCUCGCAUGCUGGGCACUACUGGACCGCGAGUGAUUUUGGCAAGCGAUGCUACGCUCGAGUGGGGAUUCUCAAAAGAUGCUAUACGGAGCCUGGCCGCUGAUGAGAAGAACUUGGUCAUACUUACGGAAAGAGCUGGUCAACUGGGCGCUCAGAAGAAGGGCCUCGGUAGAUAUCUCUGGGAGCUGUGGAACCAGCGCAACGCAUCACCGGGACAAGAUGCUCCCUCUAUCACUGUAAUAGAUGCCGCAGGCGAUCAGGCGCCGCUCAACACUGUACGGGCAGUCGCACUCGAAGGUGACGAAGUUCCGCUUUAUCAGCAGUUCCUUGCCGGCCAGAGACAACGGCAAACCACCAUGGGCGGCGACAAUGCAGCCAUGCUCGAGACAUCCGCUGAUGUUGUUGACGAUCGAUCAUCAACGGAGUCGGAGAGCUCGGAAGGCUCUGGUGACGGAUAUCGAGGAAAAGCCCUCAAUGCAACCGUUGCUCUCCAACAUGCGCGAAACAAACUUGGUAUGACAGACGCGGAAUUGGGCGUCAAUGUCCUUGUACGCCGCAAGAACGUUCACGACUACGAAGUGCAAGGAAAGAAAGGAAAGGAGAAGAUGUUUCCGUUCCAGGCCAAGAAGCGUCGUGCGGAUGACUUUGGUGAUCUCAUUCGCCCUGAAGACUUUGCGCGUGCUGAAGAGGAAGACAACACUGCCGGAGAAGCUCUUCGUGGCGAGGGAGCAAAGAAGGAGAAUGCUGUUGGUCAGAAGAGGAGAUGGGAUGAUCUAUUAAACAGCGCCGACGCCAGUAAAGCCAGCGCCAAUCAGAAACGUCGAAAAGACAAGGAACUUCGAGAAGGCGAGGAUGGAGAAUCUGACAGCGAACCCGAAGACGACCCUGACAAGGUGGAGGGUCCAUCGAAAGUCAUUAUUGAAUCGGAAACCCUGGAGAUCCGGUGUCGCAUUGCCUUUGUGGACUUCUCAGGCCUACACGACCGCCGCACGAUUCAGCAGCUUAUCCCGCUUAUCAAGCCUCGCAAGCUGAUCUUCGUAGGUGGUGAGGAAGGCGAGACUCUCGAGCUCGCAGAGAUCAGUCGCAUAGCGCUGAAUGCGAAUACCGAUUCUGCCAACGCCAUCGAUGUCUUCACACCCACUGUGGGCACGAUGAUUGACGCCAGUGUCGACACGAAUGCUUGGAGCGUCAAGCUCAGCCGCAGCAUGGUGCGCAACCUCCGCUGGCAGAACGUACGUGGCAUGGGCGUUGUAGCCAUCACUGGCCGCCUCGCAGCCGCAAGCCUCGAACCUGAAGUCAAGGAAGAAGCGGACACGCCUGCGAAAAAGAAGGCCCGUCUUGACGCUCCCGCCGUCCCUGUGUCUAGCGACAAGAACGAUGAUACGCCCAUCCUCGACGUUGUCCCCACGAAUAUGGCCACCGCCGUUCGAUCCGUCGCACAACCGUUCCAUGUCGGUGAUCUUCGUCUUGCCGAUUUGAGGAAGCUCAUGAAUGCCAAUGGCAUGCAAGCGGAAUUCAGGGGCGAGGGUGUGCUAGUUAUCAACGGCACGGUGGCUGUGAGAAAGACGGCUACCGGUCAGAUUGAGAUCGAUGGAGGGGCUUAUGGUAAUCUGGAUCCAAGGAAUAACGAUGCUGCGACAUUCUCUAGGGUCAGGAGACAGAUCUACGAGGGCUUGGCCGUGGUCGCUGGAGGUUAA